AACCAAGAACGUGCCAGAGAAUUACUCACUUGGAUACAGCGCGCAAUAUCUUCUGGCCGAAUAGGUGAUCCAAGAGCAGUUUAUGCUGUAGUGACGAAUGAAGCGAAAAAUAUGGCCCACGCUUAUACAAUUGCUGGGGAAGCACUUUGGCAUUCUUGUGACAACCAUACUUCUCCAGUACAAAACUACGCCGUGGUAAACUACAGGAAGCGGUGA
Messenger RNA from Dentiscutata erythropus, 216 nucleotides. The record is from the annotation of a GenBank genome assembly. Lineage: Eukaryota; Fungi; Glomeromycota; Glomeromycetes; Diversisporales; Gigasporaceae.